Molecule: messenger RNA, 2605 nt
Organism: Dryobates pubescens (Downy woodpecker)
Lineage: Eukaryota; Metazoa; Chordata; Aves; Piciformes; Picidae
Gene: RFTN1
Product: raftlin, lipid raft linker 1
Exons: 10
Coding region: 80-1864 (594 amino acids)
Source: RefSeq, a predicted model, not a curated record
CUCGCUGGCGCUGACCGUUGGGCCCGGGAAGACGUUGGAGCCGGCGGGCUUCGUCGUCCUGUCAGAGGGAGCUGCUGCAAUGGGUUGUGGAUUGAACAAACUGGAGAAGCAUGAUGAUAAACGACCUGGUAAUAUCUAUUCAACUUUGAAGAGGCCCCAGGUGGAAACCAAGAUAGAUGUUUGCUAUGAGUAUCGAUUCCUGGACUUCACAACACUAAAUGAUACUGAGCUGCCAGGAUCAUCUGCAAUCAAGCUCUCCUCCUUGUGUGAUCUUCCUGCUCAGCUGCAAGAAUUGUACCAGCAGGGCUUCGUCUUGGCUGCUGUCCACCCUUUCGUGCAACCAACUGAUGAAAAAGAGAAAACUCCUCAGGAACAAAUCUUCAGGGCUGUGCUUAUCAAGAAAACAGAAAGGUCUCCAAAAGGUGAUGUCCAUAGUGAAAGAUAUGUCUUGGAGGUAGAGUGCUGCUCCUCUUUAAACCAGCUUUCAGACAAAAAGGAGAUCCCAGAUUUUAUUAAGAAAAUUCAAGAUGCUGCGAGUCAGGGCUUGAAAUUUGUUGGAAUUAUACCUCAAUACCAUUCCCAAAAGAACUGUCUUGUCAGCACCUCCCUGACACCUGCCAGUAACAACUCUGUGCAAUCCAGAGAUAAUACAAAUGUUUCAAAUUACCUUGAGGAUCAUGCUUCACCGGAUGGUGAGAAAAUAGAUGGCAUUAAUGGAUGCGGCACUGCAGCACCAAGUGAGGAAAGUGCUGACCAAUGUGCCACAUCCAGGGAGGGCUGGAGAGGUGAAGGACAGGCUACUGAGGAGCUGAAGGGAAAUGAAGAGCAGCUUCAUCAUGCAAACCCAAGUGUAACAGAAGCAGCAGACAAGCUGAAUGGACUUGUGGAGAACGAAACGCCGGCACGAUGCUUAAAACCACUUACUGGCAAAGCAGAGAUCUUUGCUCUCUUCAACAAGCCAAAAAGCCCCCAAAAAUGCAGCCAGUAUUACACAGUGACUAUCCCGAUGAGGAUCUCCAGGAAUGGGCAGACUGUCAACAGCUUAGAAGCAAAUUGGCUGGAGCACAUGACUGAUCACUUCAGGAAAGGAGGCUCAUUGGUAAACGCAGUCUUCAGCCUUGGAAUGGUAAAUGAUUCUUUACAUGGGACAAUGGAUGGAAUAUUUCUCUUUGAAGAUGUUGCUGUGGAAGACAAUAAAACCAUGCAGGGCUAUGAUGCAAUUGUUGUAGAGCAAUGGACUGUCCUGAAGGGAGUUGAAGUGCAGACAGAUUACGUUCCGCUGCUGAAUUCCCUUGCCAUGUACGGCUGGCAGCUGACCUGCGUGCUUCCUACUCCGAUUGUGAAGACAAACAGGGAGGGAAAUUUAUCUACAAAGCAAAUUGUAUUUCUUCAGAGACCUUCUUUGCCCCAGAAAGCGAAGAAGAAAGAAUCUAAGUUUCACUGGAGAUUCUCCAAAGAAGAUAUGCACAACAAGCAAGUGAAGAAUUCCACAAAGGCUAAGUCAAGCACCAGGGAGAAGCAAAUGGCAGAGGAGAAGCAGGAGUUUGAAGUCACAGAGAACACAAGAAACUUAGAAGCACAGAUCCCAACAGCGGCCAAGGCGGAUCCGGAACAGCAGCUGGAUGAUGUCAUAGACUUGGCAGAGGAGGUUGCGGGGACCGAGGGCACAGGUACCCAUCUCAAGGGGGCGCUGGAAGAAACGUGUCCUGCCAGCUGCAACGCUGAUGGCAGUGAGGUGCAGGCCUGCCUCAGCCAGAGCUCCUCUGGCAGCUGCGUGGAACAGGUAACAGCGGGGGGAGACUGCGCUCCAGCAGCCGAGGGCUGCGGGAGCAGCGGAGGGGCAGCGGACGACUGCUGCGAGUAAGACCUGCGGGGCAGGACUCCUCUGGGUUGCUGAUACUCUGCCGAGACAGAAGAACAGAUCUUGCUCAUCACCACCGCUCACUGCUCAGCUCAGCACUUCUGUGGCAUUGUACUUACUUUGCUCCUUAGCACACCAAUAAAUGGAAGUUUUAAGUAACUACAGGUCUGGGCUUUUUAACCCACAGAAACCGAUUGCAAAAUGCUACCCACUGCCCUGUGCUGCCUCCUAGGGCUACACUUCAGAUUAAAAAGUAGGGGCAGAAAACGUACUUGGGUUUUUUCUGUGACCUUAGCAAACUGGUUUAGUGCCUGGGUCAGGGCAAACAUUUCACUUGGUCCCAUUUUACUCUAGAAUGCUUUCAUGUCCACGUAUCUCUGCUGAAGGUGUUAUUGUGCCAUGUGUUACUUGUCAUGAAGCUUGUAGUGUCAUGGAAAUGGUAUUUGGCCUUACACAGGCUAAAAUUGGAAAGCUUAGAUGAGGUGCCUGUUACCUGCAUUUAUCUCCAACAGCUUACUUGCUGAUGAUGCUCUCUUCUGAAUUUUAUUAACUUCUCCAGCUCCUUCAGCAAUAAGACAAUUCUGUACCUGUUUUUGGCACACUGGCUAAACAACCCUCCAGUAAACUUGUGUGAGGCAGAGGAUUCCAAUGUACAAUGCUAUUUCCUAUUCACUCACGUUUAUGUUCUCUUUGCCAGUCAACAAGUAGUAGCUGUGGAGACUUCAGAGGACAGAAAAACAGGGA